AUGGCUCACUUCCAAACCUCACUUUGCUCGAAUUAUCUUUCCGGUAGCUAUUGUAUCCUCGUGCCAUCCCUACUCGAAUUCUUCUCCACAACACCUCCGACACGCUACAAGUCGCCAUACUACCUCGCACUUUGCAGACCUACAAUCAAGACGCCACCAGGCCUUGAAGCUUCUAAGCUGCGCUGGCUGAAGCAUCGCUCCGAGAGGAUCACCCGUCUCGACACUGCCGCCAGUAUGGCCGAUUCGCUCCGAUCGCGCCAGGCGACCGGGAAGCGCAAGCGAUGCGGCGAAGACGAGAGCAAAGAAGACGUCAAGCCCAUCAUUUUGUCCGACUCAGACGACGAUGCAGGAGAUAGUGAUGGAUCGGACUCUGAAUCUACCGACGACGAGGAUACGGAUCGAAACGAGGGCAUUAACGGCCCUUGUGAGCAUAACGAGGACGAUGAGCCAUUUCCGGAUUGCGUUGCUUUCGACAAGGAUUUUGUUCAGGUCGGAGAAGAUCUCACUAGCAUCGCCAAGUCUGCUAUGGAGAUCAUCGACGAGAAUGGCUGUGAAAGCAGCCGGGCUCAGGGUUGUCGCAAGAACGCCGAUGAACUUACUCAGAUUCCACGCGCCAAGCGCGAGAAGGUUGCUUUUCUCGGAAGUACCGGCGUCGGCAAAUCAAGCUUGCUCAAUUGUCUGCUUGGUAUUCCGGACUUAGCUAAGGCAAUGUCUGGUGGCCAAUCUUGCACCUACGUCGGUACCGAAUACGAAUGCCCAUUUCCGGGACAGACGAAGAAAUUCGCCGCCAAGGUGGAGUAUUUUGACAUCAGCGAAAUUAGCAAGCUCUUGGAGAAGCUGCUCCAGGACUUCUUCCUUUGGACCUUUCAGCGGCCAGACGACCUGGACCCGAACGAAGAGCAAGAGCUGCAGCGACUAUCUUCGACCGCUUUCAACACGCUGAUGCCUCUUUUCUGCAACAGAGUGGAAUUCCAUAAUAAAGAUGCAGCGGUUGCAUGGCUACAAAGCCAUUACUGGACCUCCGACAAAGAUGCGCUACCGGUUCUCGUUGCCUGGUGUGAGGAGCUGUUAGCGGAGAAGGAAGCUGAUGAGGCUGAUCAUGUUGGGUACAUCGAUGCCGAAUCGAAGGACGACUUGCUCCGUCAAAUAAACCCUUUGAUCUCGUCCAGCUUCCGACUGGACGAGCCGGCUCUGUGGCCACUGGUACGGAAGAUUAGGUAUGCAGGUGGGUAUUAGUAUUGAAAUGCGGAGACUAACAUGCACCAGGAUCGGGAUAGACGGUCCACGGGUUCUCCAGUACAUAACACUUGUCGACCUACCUGGUAAGCUCUGCUGGUCUUUCAAGAUGCGGUACGCUGACUGACGAUCUCAUAGGUCUUGACGAUGUGAACAAGGUCCGCGUCGAUGCCAGCUAUGAUAUGAUGCGCAGUUGCGACUCCAUUUGGAUUGUCACGAAAAUCGCGCGCGCCAUCACUGACACCGCAGUUGACGCCUUGCUCAUGCGUUUUGGCAAGACUUACAAGGUGGCAGUCAUCUGUACUGGAAUUGAUGACGGGGUUGACCCAGCGCUCGCCAAUCAUCUACAUUCCGAGGGGCAGAGUGUUGGAAAUCAUCAGGACCUUCUCGAUCGGGAGAGGAAGUUAAGGAACCUGGUCAAGCGGCUACCGAAGAAGAUUGAGACUCGCUCAGCCAAGCUGGACGGGCGUACCCAAGCUCGCAAGAAGGCAAAGCGUCCUCUCACGGAGAAAGCCAAGCGAAAAUUGUCUGAAGAGAUUGCCGAAUACACAAAGCAGCUUGAAGUGGCUGGAAACGAACUCCCCCAGGUCGCCGCCGAGCGGUUCGAGCUUCUGGUGGAUGCCCGCAAUGCAAAUACCAUCCGGCAGAUGCAGCAACAUAAGGUGGAGCAUCUCAUAGCCGGAACGAAGCUGCAGGUCUUCGCCGUGAGCAAUCUGCAUUACGAAGCUAUCAAGGGAGCGCGCGUUAUCAAUGGACCACGUCUGAGUGUAAAGGACACUGGCAUUCCGGCACUGCGUCAGUACGCUCUGGAGUCUGCAGCUCCGUAUCGACUGCAGGCCAUGGAGGACUUUAUCAGUCACAAGUUCACUAUUUUCCUACAGGGCUUGGGCAUGUGGGCCAAGAGCUUCUCCAUCGAACGCUCCGAGGAGCUGCUUCAAUCGAUACGGGCGCCGGUCAAGAGCGUCCACCCAAUUGUUGAGGAAUACCUGAGCGCCGUCAGUAAAGCCAACGACGAGGUGAUCGUACAGCCUCUUCACCACAAUCAGGAGAGCCUGAUCUCCACCGCGCUAACGGAGCUCGAAAAGAAGAGAGCAUGGAAUUGGCAGACCAUCCGUGCUUUCAUGCGACGCAACGGAAAUUUUAAGACAAGCGUGGUACCUCAACAGAGUUGGAACGAAUCCUAUCAAUCAGGAGCCACCAAGAUGGUACAUAGUCUCUGGGACAGCUUCGUGAAAGAUCAGAGCAAGCUGUCCGACGAGAUGAAGUGCAAGCUGCUCGGCCUCGUCCUUAGCAUAUCGGAGACCCUGGACAACCAUCCAGCGAAACUGAUCCUUCCUAUGGAUCGCAUCCAAGAGAUUCUCGACGCUCAGUCUGGAGGCAUUAAGCAAGCCUGCCGAGAUUAUGGAAGGAAUCAGGCUAAAGAGCUGCGGUAAGCAUUUGACGACCAAAACUUCUGCCGUUCCAGCUAACAUAUUGCAGGAACAUCAAGCUCGACUUGACUCAGGAUCGCCACACUGGUUAUUUCACGCAGGCUAUGGAAGAAGCCUAUGAGACGUGCAAGCAAGACACUGGUAUGGUCCCUCUUGCCUCUAAUGGUAUGAAAGUGAUCGCUAACACUCGGUUUUCUUUCCAUAGGCACCGGCGUCAAGUCCCGUUCCAUGGCAACCUUCGAGACCCAUCUCAAUCUGAGCGGCACUCGCUCGCCGUUCCACGUCAUGACCAACAAACUCAACGCCGCGAUUGUGAAAGACACGAAAGCCAAGACCAAGGUUCUCGCUCGUAGAGUCGAAGACAUUCUCGAGCAAAUCUCGGAUCAAUUCCCUGAUCUUGUCGAUGAGAAGAUCGAAGACAAGGCAGAAGAGGAUCUUCGCAAGGUGUUUCGUGCGUUCCUGGAGAUGGCGGAGCCUAGAUUUGAGGAUAUCAAGGCUGAUCUCGCGCGGAUCAAGCGUCGGCAGCGUCGACAUGGAUAA
This is a messenger RNA of Lecanosticta acicola, 3206 nucleotides long. NCBI's taxonomy places the organism in Eukaryota, Fungi, Ascomycota, Dothideomycetes, Mycosphaerellales, Mycosphaerellaceae. The record is from the annotation of a GenBank genome assembly.